UCCGUGGCCGCGGAAAGGCGCCUGCCCGCGACCCGGCGCCGCCUCAGGGGCCGCGCCUCCCUCGCCUCGCUCCGGCGGCCGCCCCGCCUCGUCCACAGCGACCGCGCCUGGCGCAGGCGCAGACCCCGGACCAGAAGCUGGUGCUCCUGGGCUGCCGCGGUGACCCCGCCCCCGGGCCCAGGAUGUGAGGCCGGUCCGGUGUCCCCGCGGCGGGCCGGGGCGGCGAGGGGCCCGCGGGCGCCAUGGAGGGCGUGCUGUACAAGUGGACCAACUACCUGAGCGGUUGGCAGCCUCGAUGGUUCCUUCUUUGUGGGGGAAUACUGUCCUAUUAUGAUUCUCCUGAAGAUGCAUGGAAGGGUUGUAAAGGGAGUAUCCAGAUGGCAGUUUGUGAGAUUCAAGUUCAUUCUGUGGAUAACACUCGCAUGGACCUGAUCAUCCCUGGGGAACAGUAUUUCUACCUAAAAGCCAGAAGUGUGGCAGAGAGACAGCGGUGGCUGGUGGCCCUAGGAUCUGCUAAGGCCUGUCUGACAGAUAGUAGGACCCAGAAGGAAAAAGAAUUUGCAGAAAACACUGAAAACUUGAAAAGCAAAAUGUCGGAACUAAGGCUAUACUGUGACCUCCUUGUUCAGCAAGUAGAUAAAACAAAAGAAGUGGCCACAUCUGGUGUUGCUGACUCCGAGGAGGGAAUCGAUGUGGGAAUGCUCCUGAAAUCAACCUGCAACACGUUCCUGAAGACCCUGGAGGAAUGCAUGCAGAUUGCAAAUGCAGCCUUCACCUCGGAGCUGCUCUACCAUACGCCCCCAGGAUCCCCUCAGCUAGCAGUGCUGAAGUCCAGCAAGAUGAAACAUCCUGUCAUACCAAUUCAUAAUUCAUUGGAAAGGCAGGUAGAAUUGAACAACUGUGAAAAUGGACCUUUAAAUAUGGAAGUAAAUGGUGAUGAAGAAAUUCUAAUGAAAACCAAGAGUUCCUUGUGUUUGAAGUCCACAGAGGUAGAUUGCAGCAUGUCAAGUGAAGAAAACACAGAUGAUAAUGUGACAGUCCAAGGUGAGAUACUGAAGGAAGAUGGAGAGAAAAACCUGGGGAAUCAUGACAGUGAGCUGGCACAGCCUGGAUCAGACUCAGUUUGCUCGCCAGAAUCUGCCUGGGAAGACAGCGAAGAAGUUAUCCCAACUUUCUUUAGUGCCAUGAGUGCCAGCUUUAGUGACAUUGAACUUCUGGAAGACAGUGGCAUUCCCACAGAAGCAUUCUUGGCAUCUUGUUAUGCAGUGGUUCCAGUACUAGACAAACUUGGUCCUACAGUGUUUGCUCCUGUGAAAAUGGAUCUUGUUGGAAAUAUCAAGAAGGUAAAUCAGAAGUACAUAACCAACAAGGAAGAGUUUACUACCCUCCAGAAGAUAGUGCUGCAUGAGGUGGAGGCUGAUGUAGCUCAGGUCAGGAACUCUGCGACAGAAGCCCUCUUGUGGCUGAAGAGAGGUCUCAAAUUUUUAAAGGGCUUUUUGACAGAAGUGAAAAAUGGGGAAAAAGAUAUCCAGACAGCACUGAAUAACGCUUACGGCAAAACAUUACGGCAACACCAUGGCUGGGUAGUUCGAGGGGUUUUUGCGUUAGCGCUGAGGGCAGCACCAUCCUAUGAAGAUUUUGUGGCCGCGCUAACCAUAAAAGAAGGUGACCACCAGAAAGAAGCUUUCAGUACUGGGAUGCAGAGGGACCUGAGCCUUUACCUCCCUGCUAUGGAAAAGCAGCUGGCCAUACUGGACACUUUAUAUGAGAUACACGGGCUGGAGUCUGAUGAGGUGGUGUGACAGCUACAGGACAGCACCUCCUAACUUCAGGGAAUCAAGUUUACUAAAGUGUUGUGUUGCCCUAGUUAACUUUUCAGCAACAGCUUUGAUGCUCUCCAACUCCUUUCCUGGGGAGACAGACAGGAGGAAGCAAAACCUAGUGCUUUUAUAGAAUUGUUUUAAUGCAUAUGUGUUUGGUGUUUUAAAAAUCAAGGUGCUAAAUAUUUCCGUUCAACAGGCCUACUGGAGACCAAAUCAUAGCUGUCACAGACUUGAAUAGCAAAUAAUAAGAGCAAAACUGACAAAUGAAUUUGUUGGGAUCCCAUUUUAUAUUGUUCUGGUUCAAUUAUUAGUUUUAAUGGAUCACCCAAAUCCAAGCAGUAUGCAGGACUAUAAUACAAAGCCAGUGUUUAAAAUAGCUUAGAAACUGACUGAGCACUGAGGGAGUGUAAGCUCCUUUGUCAAAGGACUUGCUGUGUGACGGUCUGUUAUUUCUAGACUGGCCUGAGUGGGUCCCUUCUCUGUGAUUGCUGAUGAGAAGGGCAUGUAGUGAAGGCAUUUUGACAGUUGUGGGAAAACACUGCCAAGGACUGCCAGGCCUGUUGUCAGGUGGGACAGUGGCUUGAGGAGAUGACCUCACCCUAUGCUUGAGAACAGAGUAGAAAGGUAGGGUAAGUUGUUUGGGUAACAAGUACCACUCUUUGCCAGUCCAUUUCCUGUGUGUUAUCUGAAUUGGACAUCAUAACAAACCAGUGACACUAUAGAGGAUUGCUACCCCACUUCAGUAGUAAAGCUUAUAAUAGGAAGGUCUACUCACAUUUAUGGAGUAUCUUGUUUCUCUUGAUUUUAUUUUAUUUUUAUUUAUUUUUUUGCCUAGCUUUAUGAAUUCUCUUCAGCAAAAGAGCCAGGUGGCUUUAAAAUGUGAUCUAGAUCACUCCUGUAUUGAAGUCAUAUGAUGUGCUGUUUGAAAGAACAGAGUCCUAGAACUUACCUGAAGAACCCACUCUGAACGUGAGACAGGAAUUUUCUGGUUGACAGCCUUCCCAGGCAAUACUCAAGUACACAAGGUUGAAGAGCCACACAGCUGAAUUCUAGGUGUCAGACUCCCCAUUCUUCUGCAAGAACUCCCCCGGGAGGAAGGGGCCCUUGUUCAAGGAAACAAUUAAGUAGAGAGUGAGUAGACCAGCAGCUUGUGUAGCAUUGCUUGCGGCAUCUCUAUAAAGAGUGACAAGGUGCCCUUGUCUCCCAGUAAUGGACCAAGAGGGUGUGCCUUCCCCAGGAGAGGCUACUUCCUCCUAGUAACAAGAAAAGUUAUUCAAGCAGUGCCCCAGGGAAAGGAGCCCUUGCCAGGCAAGGCGAAGGGGGUGAGAGUGCAGGCUGCUUUUGCUGCUGUAUCCACUGGGCUCUGCAGAGAACUCAUGCAGGGAAAGGUAAUGGCUUUGUCUUUUGUCUGUCUUCAAGCAAGUGAGCAUUUACUCAGAUGAACGAAGCAGUAGAGCUGGCCACAGUGGUGCACGAAAUACCAGCUUUUCAGGAGUAUGAGGCAGAAGCACCACUUGGGCCCAGGGUGUGGAGGAAAACCUGGGCAACUAGCAAGACCUUGCCUCUUAAAAUUUUUAGGAAAAGAAAAUUCAAGUGAAACAAGCAUUUUGCCUACAUGAGAAGUUCUAGAAAGUAAACAGGAACAGGAGGAAGGGGCUGAAAUUACUAGCAAUGUGCUCUUUGCUCCCACAAGAACUUCAUAUGGAGCCUCUUCCCUGGUUAGUGGAAAUCUGAGGGAGGGGCUAGGGCAUAAUUUAGACCUCCUGUCCUUGACAUAGCCUCUUAAAACCAGAAAAAGAAAAGGUAGCUAGUCUGCUUGUCUCUGAGAGUGGGUGUGACAUCAGUGGGCUGUGCUACCAGGAAAUUGAUGCUAAGCAUGGCUGCCCUAAGCAGCUGUGGGUGCCUCUGGUCUCUAGAGCCCAGGGGCAGGGCACUCUGAGAACACCUCAGUCUGCACUGAGGCUCUAAGUGCGCACAGGAGGAAAGCUGCCUUGCAGGGAAGUCUGAGUUUGUGGGUUCAUUCCACCUAGAUUGGUAGUUGUUGGUUGCUUCUCACUUAAAGCUUGGGUUUUGUUUGUUUUUGUUUUAUUUUGGGUUUUUUGUUUU
This is a messenger RNA of Onychomys torridus (southern grasshopper mouse), 3929 nucleotides long. It is a transcript of the gene Plekha8, whose product is annotated as pleckstrin homology domain containing A8. Gene Ontology annotation, biological process: ceramide transport; intermembrane lipid transfer. Lineage: Eukaryota; Metazoa; Chordata; Mammalia; Rodentia; Cricetidae. The transcript is spliced from 14 exons. Gene Ontology annotation, molecular function: ceramide 1-phosphate binding; ceramide 1-phosphate transfer activity. Gene Ontology annotation, cellular component: cytoplasm; membrane; cytosol. The record is from RefSeq and is a predicted model, not a curated record. The coding region runs from base 243 to 1802 and encodes 519 amino acids.